This is a messenger RNA of Lachancea nothofagi CBS 11611, 735 nucleotides long. The record is from the annotation of a GenBank genome assembly. Lineage: Eukaryota; Fungi; Ascomycota; Saccharomycetes; Saccharomycetales; Saccharomycetaceae.
AUGAACGUGUUGGCUCAUUGCAGAGUGUAUCCACUUUCUACAUUCUAUAAAGCGACCGCGAUAUGUAUAGAUUGGCUUGAAAAAGAUGCGUUCGGUAAUGUUGUGCUGGGCUCAGAAGAAGGUGUUGAAUCACAAAAUGUUAGAUCCAUCGGUUUCUUGCAUUUGAUUGAGCAUGGAUUUCGGGUCUCCGCGUUCAAACAAAAGAUGAUGCAGAGACUUGUUGAAGCAUCUCCAAACCAGAGCUUCGUUUUAAUAAUAGACGUAGUGUCGUGCUGGGACCGAUAUCUCUCAACUUUGAAUCGCGAAGACAAAAACGUCACGUAUAUGAACUCUGCGUCACUUUUACACUUUGAAUCCCUCAUAAACUUCUUGGUGCAGUUGAAUGAAAGCCCUAAAGAAGCAUUGUCGCGAUGCCAGAACGCCUCUACUCUACAAUAUCAACUGGCUGGCAUCGUCAUAGAUAAUAUUUCCUAUUAUACACACGAUGGUGCAUCAUACGAACUGUUAUUUAAGGUUCUACGUAUGCUGAGGGCCAAAUACGGUUGUUUCGUGAUGACGGUCGGAUACGGCCUUGAUUUUUAUAGUGGCGUUGAACAACAAUUAUCAAGUGUUCGCCAGAGCUAUGAUAUACCGACUCGCCUCCCGAUGUCGUACGUUAAAAACAUGGAUUGUGUUCUCCUUAGGGAUACUGAUAAAGAUGCUAGGGUUGUUUACGUCAAGAACUCAUUGGUUUAA